Molecule: messenger RNA, 693 nt
Organism: Biomphalaria glabrata
Lineage: Eukaryota; Metazoa; Mollusca; Gastropoda; Planorbidae
Product: translation initiation factor IF-2-like
Exons: 1
Coding region: 1-693 (230 amino acids)
Source: RefSeq, a predicted model, not a curated record
AUGACGAACGCAGCGCUAAGUAACCCUCUGAAGGAUAAACCACACAAUGGCCAGGCCUUCUUGCUCAAGGAUAGACCGUACAAUGGCCAGGCCUUCCCGCUCAAGGAUAGACCACACAAUGGCCAAGCCUUCCCGCUCAAGGAUAGACCACACAAUGGCCAAGCCUUCCCGCUCAAGAAUAGACCCCACAAUGACCAAACCUUUCCACUCAAGGAUAAACCACACAAUGGCCAAGCCUUCCCGCUCAAGGAUAGACCAUACAAUGGCCAGGCCUUCCCGCUCAAGGAUAGACCACACAAUGGCCAAGCCUUUCCGCUCAAGAAUAGACCACGCAAUGGCCAAGCCUUUCCACUCAAGGAUAGACCACACAAUGGCCAAGCCUUCCCGUUCAUGGAUAGACCACACAAUGGCCAAGCCUUCCCGCUCAAGAAUAGACCACGCAAUGGCCAAGCCUUUCCACUCAAGGACAGACCACACAAUGGCCAGGCCUUCCCUCUCAAUAAUAUACCACACAAUGGCCAGGCCUUCUUUCUCAAGGAUAGAUCAUACAAUGGCCAGGCCUUUCCUCUCGAGGAUAGACCACACAAUGGCCAAGUCUUCCCGCUUAAGGAUAGACCACACAAUGGCCAGGCCUUCCCGCUCAAGGAUAGACCACACAAUGGCCAAUGCCUUUCUCUGACUAAGUACACCUGA